Molecule: messenger RNA, 1391 nt
Organism: Cicer arietinum (chickpea)
Lineage: Eukaryota; Viridiplantae; Streptophyta; Magnoliopsida; Fabales; Fabaceae
Source: RefSeq, a predicted model, not a curated record
AAGACAACCACGUAAGAACCUAAGUUUGACAUCCUAGUUAUUGAAGCAGUAAUAGUUGGCACCUUGUUUUGUUGGAAACAUAAUUAAUUUUCUCAACUCUCACGCUGAAACCCUUCUGAAUUCUGAUUCACCUUCUUCUUUCUCUUUCUCCUCAGAAUCUAAUCACUCCUCAACUUUCUCUCGAUUUUCACUUUUCUGUCUUCAAUCCUACUUUCACUAUGAUAAUAAUACCAAUUAUUAGGUUUAACCACAAACCCCUUUUGCAUCUUUCUCUUCUAAUUUUGGUACUGUUUUCUUCUUCCAUUGAAUCCCUUAGAUUCGAACUCCAAUCUGGUCACACCAAAUGCAUCUCCGAAGACAUCAAGAGCAACUCCAUGACAGUUGGCAAGUACACAGUCAUCAAUCCUAACGAGGGUUACCCUUUACCCGAUUCUCAUAGAUUCACUGUUCGGGUAACUUCGUCUCAUGGGAACAACUUUCACUAUGGAGAUCGUGUUCAAUCGGGUCAGUUUGCAUUUGUUGCAGCAGAAAGUGGAGACUACAUGACUUGUUUCUGGGCUGUGGAUAACAAACCACCUGUAACGUUGACUAUUGAUUUGGAAUGGAAGACUGGUGUGGCAGCUAAAGAUUGGUCUAAUGUUGCUAAGAAAGGCCAAGUUGAUGUAAUGGAAUUAGAGAUAAAGAAGUUACAAGAUACUGUUGCUUCCAUUCAUGAUGAGAUGUUUUAUCUUCGUGAAAGAGAAGAAGAAAUGCAGGAGCUCAACAGAACAACUGACUCCAGAAUGUUCUGGUUGAGUUUGCUUUCACUCUUCGUCUGCUUAUCAGUGGCAGGGUUGCAACUAUGGCACUUGAAGUCCUUCUUCGAGAAAAAGAAACUAAUUUAAAAUUGUGAUAGUUUUUUUUCCCCCCCUUUUGUGCUCUUGUAAAAUAUACAUGCAUUAAUUUAUCCAGAGGAUACACAUAAUGGUAGUCAGUUUAUCUCAGAACACUCCCUUUGUGAAAUGCAAAUCAGGUAUUACAAGAUGAGUUUCAAAGGAAUUGAUGUACCGCAAUACGAGGGUUAGACAAGAUGGUGGUCUGGUGAAAUUGCAAUUCAGCUAAGCAUUUAUGUUCAAUUGUUCAUAACCACCUCCUAUCUAUUGAGAUUUGACAUUUGAGACAAUGAUAGAUUACCAGAAAAUAUCAUUUACUUUCCUAUCUUUUAUUUUAUCCUUUACUUAUUUCACUUACCAGGUGUGAGAACAUAAUUUUUCAUCUGAAAAUGAAUCGAGUUAGUUUUUAAGCUAGCUACGGCUUGUUUUAUUGAUGGAUUAAUAGUUACAUAGGAAUAGUAGUGCUUUUGUUUGAAGUUGAGCUGAAAAUAACUCAAUAGAAUUUGGUAUUAUAUUUAA